AUGGCAGCAACAGCGGCGGCGGCGCGAUCCCUCCUCUCGUCGGCACGGGUCGCCGGCGGCGCCGCGGCAGUGAGCUGCGGCCGCCGCCGUGCCUACUCGGCACCGGCUGCGGCGGCGGCGCGGCAAGAGCCUGCCGCUGCUGCUACGGCGGCAGGGCAGGCGGCGGCGGCGCCGGCGGAGGGCGCUACCGGGAAUAGCAGUAAGGAGGGGUUCUUCUGGAUGAGGGAGCCCAGGACGGGGAACUGGAUGCCGGAGAACCACUUCGGCGACGCCGACGUCGACCCCGCCAAGCUCCGGUCCCGGCUGCUAUUCCCCAAGAAAGACUAG
This is a messenger RNA of Oryza brachyantha (malo sina), 327 nucleotides long. RefSeq lists its product as uncharacterized. NCBI's taxonomy places the organism in Eukaryota, Viridiplantae, Streptophyta, Magnoliopsida, Poales, Poaceae. The transcript has a single exon. Bases 1 to 327 code for a protein of 108 amino acids. The record is from RefSeq and is a predicted model, not a curated record.